ACAUAUUUUAAGGACAAUUGGGUUGCAGCGAAUAUAGUGCUUCAAAGCUUGAAUUACAAAGGAAGCCCACCCCUUCCUAAGAGUGGAAGCAAACCCAUCUUUCAGCAGCUCACCAUUUUUCGUAGAAGCAACUGUCUCCCCCUCUUAAAACUAUCUUGAGCUGUCUCAUCUUAAGUUUAUUUAUGUCUAUAUAUACCUGCAAAAUCUGCUUCAAGAACCAUCAAACCAAAACUCAGGAAAAUAUUUUGUAUAGCUCUCUCUAUAAUCAGUCCUUUAGUGUAGACUAAAAUAGACUCCAAUGGCCAAAGAUAGCGCCAAGAAAUCAAUCCAAGACAUUACAUUUACAGGAUUUGGCAACCUCAUCAAGCUCCUCCCUACAGGAACAGUCUUCGUUUUCCAAUUCCUUAACCCUGUCUUGACCAACAAUGGUCAUUGCCACACCAUUAACAAGUACCUGAGUGGGAUCCUCAUAGGGCUUUGUGGGUUUUCUUGUGCGUUCUCUUCUUUCACUGACAGUUAUGUUGGAAGUGAUGGAAUCAUUCACUAUGGGAUUGCAACUAUGAAGGGACUAUGGCCAUCUACAAAUUCAGGAUCAGUGAACUUGUCAUCAUAUAAGCUUCAAUUUGGUGACUUUGUUCAUGCUUUCUUUUCACUGAUUGUAUUUGCUGUGUUGUCUCUUUUGGAUACUAAUACAGUGGAAUGUUUUUACCCUUCUUUUGAGUCCUCUGAGAAGACUCUGCUCAUGAUGUUGCCUCCAGUUAUUGGCGCAAUCUCAGGCUCUGUCUUCAUGCUCUUCCCUAACAAGCGCCAUGGAAUUGGGUAUCCUCCAAGUUCAAGUGACUCUUCACAGCAAUCCUAGUGUGUGCAAUGUGCUGCUUAUGUAUUAAUAUCUGUUCUUCAUUAUUUGCUUCACGAAGUUUCGAAAAGUUCUUUGUUUCUUCUUUUCUUGGUUAUUAAACAGUAUUUGUAAAAAAGUUUACUUUGUUCUGAUUUGUAUUAUUGUUUCAAAAAGUAGAGGGAAGAUUGGAUAUCAUUCCCCUUAUUGAAAAUGUAAUAAGUUUUUUGUUAGUCCAUAUUUGCUAAUUAAGAAAUGAUGAUGCUGUUAACUA
Hevea brasiliensis (rubber tree) is the source of this 1109-nucleotide messenger RNA. Its product is annotated as protein DMP2-like. NCBI's taxonomy places the organism in Eukaryota, Viridiplantae, Streptophyta, Magnoliopsida, Malpighiales, Euphorbiaceae. The transcript has a single exon. Bases 299 to 859 code for a protein of 186 amino acids. The record is from RefSeq and is a predicted model, not a curated record. Gene Ontology annotation, biological process: endomembrane system organization.